AUGCCUGCUGAAAGUCAAAAUACUAUUCAAGAGAGAAGCUCCAAUAGCAUCAGUAGCAACGGCAACGGCAACAAUCAGAUGGGAUGUCAUUCUGUUCCCAAUGAAGAAUUGAAUAUCACUGUGGCAGUACGGUGCAGGGGAAGAAAUGAAAGGGAAAUCGGCAUGAAAAGCUCUGUAGUGGUGAAUGUGCCGGAUAUCACCGGUUCCAAAGAGGUUUCCAUCAACACCACUGGAGACACAGGUAUAACUGCCCAGAUGAAUGCCAAGAGAUACACAGUUGACAAAGUCUUCGGGCCCGGGGCAUCUCAAGAUCUGAUUUUUGAGGAAGUGGCAGGCCCUCUAUUCCAGGAUUUCAUUAAGGGCUACAAUUGUACCGUGUUAGUAUAUGGUAUGACGUCCACGGGUAAAACUUAUACAAUGACAGGAGACGAAAAGCUAUAUAAUGGCGAACUGAAUGAUGCUGCAGGAAUUAUACCAAGGGUUCUCCUAAAAUUGUUCGACACACUGGAAUUGCAGCAGAGUGAUUACGUUGUCAAAUGCUCGUUCAUUGAAUUGUAUAAUGAGGAAUUAAAAGAUUUGUUGGAUAACAAUAGCAACGGCUCCAGUAACAAUGGUUUUGAUGGCCAAUUCAUGAAAAAAUUAAGGAUUUUUGACUCAAGCACGGCCAAUAACACCACUAGCAAUAGCGCCAGCAGUUCCAGGAGUAAUUCUAGAAAUAGUUCUCCCAGGUCAUUGAAUGAUCUAACACCUAAAGCCGCUCUUUUAAGAAAAAGGUUAAGAACGAAAUCGCUACCCAAUACCAUCAAGCAACAGCAGCAACAACAAGCUAUGAAUUCCAGAAAUAAUUCUUCCUCUAAUUCCGGUUCUGCAGCUAACAAUUCUUCAAGUAAUACAAAUGGCCAAAGAAGUCCAAUGACUCAAAAUGACCAAUCGAACGGGAUAUACAUUCAAAAUUUACAAGAGUUUCAUAUAACAAAUGCAUUAGAGGGACUGAACCUUUUACAAAGAGGUUUGAAACAUAGACAAGUGGCUUCCACCAAAAUGAAUGAUUUUUCCAGUAGGUCUCAUACUAUUUUCACAAUCACCUUGUACAAGAAACACCAAGACGAACUGUUCAGGAUUUCCAAGAUGAAUCUAGUGGAUUUAGCUGGUUCGGAAAAUAUUAACCGAUCUGGAGCAUUGAACCAACGUGCGAAAGAAGCUGGUUCAAUCAAUCAAAGUCUGCUAACGCUGGGGAGGGUCAUUAACGCGCUUGUUGAUAGAAGUGGUCACAUACCCUUCCGUGAAUCAAAAUUAACCCGUUUACUUCAAGAUUCCCUUGGAGGUAAUACAAAAACUGCAUUAAUUGCUACAAUAUCGCCUGCAAAGGUGACCUCCGAGGAAACUUGCAGUACAUUAGAGUACGCUUCGAAGGCUAAAAACAUCAAGAACAAACCACAACUGGGCGCCUUCAUGAUGAAGGAUAUUCUGGUUAAGAAUAUCACCAUGGAAUUAGCUAAGAUUAAGUCAGAUCUACUUUCAACAAAAUCCAAAGAAGGGAUAUAUAUGAGUCAGGAUCAUUAUAAGAAUUUGAACAGUGACCUAGAGAGUCACAAGAAUGAAGUUCAAGAAUGUAAAAGAGAAAUUGAAAGCUUGGCGUCGAAAAACUCAUUGCUAGUAAAGGAUAAAUUGAAGUCAAGAGAAACUAUUCAAUCUCAAAAUUCUCAAAUGGAGUCAUUAAAGGCCACCAUCAAUCAUUUAAAGGCGCAACUAGACAAACAACAUAAAGCUGAACUAGAGAUAUCUGGUUUCAAUAAUAAACUACAAAAAAUGACUGAGGUAAUGCAAGUAGCUCUUCAAGAUUACAAGAAAAGAGAGCUUGAUCUCAACAAAAAGUUCGAAACGCAUAUUUCAAAGGAGAUUAAAAGUUUAAAAACUGCUUUGUUUUUACAGUUAGAUAAUAUGCAACAGAAAAAUAUCUUUCAAGAGACGGAUAUCCAACCAAAUCUUGAUAUGGUCAAAAAUGAAGUAUUGACUUUAAUGGAAACCAUGCAAGAAAAGGCGGAGCUAAUGUAUAAGGAUUGUGUGAAAAAAAUUUUGAAUGAAUCUCCAAAAUUCUUCAAUGUCAUUGUCGAAAAGAUUGACAUAAUAAGAAUCGAAUUCCAAAAUUUUUAUAAAAAUAUUGCGGAGAAUCUUUCUGAUAUUAGCGAAGAGAAUAAUAAUCUAAAGCAGUAUUUGAAAAAUCAUUUCUUUAAAAAUAACCACCAAGAGUUACUGAAUCAUCAUAUAGAUUCCACUUAUGAAAAUAUUGAAAAGAAAACAAACCAGUUUGUUGAAAACUUCAAAAUGACUUUAAACGACCACCUAGAAGAAAACAAGAAACUAAUAAUGCAGAAUAUGACUAACGCAACCAGCGCAGUUAUUGAUCAAGAAAUGGAUUUAUUUGAACCAAGGCGGGCUAAAUGGGAAAAUUCGUUUGAUUUGAUAAACAAAUGUGACUCCAUGAAUAAUGAGUUCUAUAAUAAUAUGGCAGCAACACUAUCGCAGAUCAAAAAAACGGUUGAUACAUCAUCAAAUUCGAUGAACGAGUCUAUCUCAGUCAUGAAAGGACAGGUGGAGGAAUCGGAGAAUGCUAUCUCUCUUUUAAAAAACAAUACGAAGUUUAAUGAUCAGUUCAAACAACUAAUUAGCAAGCACAUUAUAUUGAAGGACAAUAUUGAAAGUUCAAUUACGUCAACACACUCUCAUAUAACGAAUGUAGAUGAUAUCUACAAUACAAUUGAAGAUAUAAUGACAAACCAUGGUAACAAGGAAAACGCUACCAAAGAUGAAAUGAUUGAUAAUAUAUUAAAGGAAAUACCAAAUUUAAGCAAGAGGUUACCAUUAAGGAUAUCAAACAUAAAUGGUUGCUCGGUGCAGGACAUAAUAUCCCCAAAAAAACAUACAAUUGAAGAUGAAAAUCCCUCCAGUGAAAACGCAGACAGUGAAGGGUCGAGAAAAAUACCAAAGACCGAAUAG
Molecule: messenger RNA, 2997 nt
Organism: Saccharomyces kudriavzevii IFO 1802
Lineage: Eukaryota; Fungi; Ascomycota; Saccharomycetes; Saccharomycetales; Saccharomycetaceae
Gene: CIN8
Product: kinesin motor protein CIN8
Exons: 1
Coding region: 1-2997 (998 amino acids)
Biological process (GO): microtubule-based movement; mitotic spindle assembly
Cellular component (GO): nucleus; spindle microtubule
Molecular function (GO): ATP binding; minus-end-directed microtubule motor activity; microtubule binding
Source: RefSeq, a predicted model, not a curated record